AUGGACGAUUGGUUGAUUGCAUGUUUGUUUCCCUCCCCCCCUCCUCCCUUCCCUGGCUUCGCUUUUUCUAAUAGGUGGAAUGGGUUGCCGGUUGUUAGAUUGCGCAAGUGUAACCAUGCCUUCUGCGCGGAGUGUGUUCGGGGAAAGAUGACGACCCGUGAGGGGAUUGUUUGCGCGUUUUGUGGAAGGGUUGCAGAAUUGCUGGUUGGGAUUUCGGCGCCCAUGAGCAUGCCCGGUGAGGACGAUGUAGUGUUGACUAAUGUUGUAGUUUUGCAGGAGAGUAAGGUUGUGGAGAUAGGUUGAGUUGGGUUUAUUGGAGCGGUAUGAUAUAUUGGCAUCACAUGGAAGUAGGGUUAUCAUUUUGCACGGCAAUAAAAAAAAAAGGUUGAUAUCAUACUUAGAAAGGAACUCGGGAUGAUAUUGAGUCUGUAAGGGCACCGGUCGAGCUUGUGAAUAAUAGUUCUGGGGAAAAUACCUGUACUCAAGUCGCCAUCCAACUAUUUCCUUCGGAAAAAUGUGGUUGCUGCUUGGCUCCGGCUCACUACAGACUUAAUCCCACCCCGAGAGUCUUUGGGUGGAAUACAAGUACGGGAUAAACAGUUUGUCCGAAAAGUCCUCAAAUAAUACACCAUGUUUCCUUGUCAUAGAUAACAAA
Messenger RNA from Tuber melanosporum (Perigord truffle), 655 nucleotides. RefSeq lists its product as uncharacterized. Lineage: Eukaryota; Fungi; Ascomycota; Pezizomycetes; Pezizales; Tuberaceae. The record is from RefSeq and is a predicted model, not a curated record. The transcript has a single exon. Bases 1 to 303 code for a protein of 100 amino acids.